CUUCGGGCCCUUCGAGUGCUGGGCGAGUCCAACUUGCAUCGUGAUCGGUGCUUCCACUUCUUCCCUUCCCCUUCCAUCUUCGCUUUCGCAAGCUAUUUUGUCCCGCCUGCUUUCGCUGCUUUUCUCUGAGCGCCCACCAUCAUUCCUUAUUGCUCACUCUACACGCCUCAAGAUGCCCUCGUCCGACAAGCGUACUUCCCGCUCUUUCCAACUUACUCGCCAUCGCCCUCGUUGCGUCCGCUUCGCCCCCAAUAAGCACCAACGACGUCGUCCCCUGACUGCAGUCUACAACAACCAGCCCUCCAACGCUGGACUUCAACCGCAAGACGAUGAUUUCCUCAUGAGGACAAUGUACUUCCCUGACGAAGACCUCUGGGCGACGUACGCCGCGGAGCUGCAGGAAGCGCUCGGAGAACGGCGUGAGCCCUCGGGGCGGCUUCGAAAGCUCAGGCGCUUCUCCAUCCUCGUCGUUGAUCUUGCCCUUCGCAAAGCCCGCUCAUGCGCGCGUAAGCUCAGCAAGGACGCUGGACCCUUGGCGUAGACGAGCCUCACCACAUCUUUACGAACCCUGUUUCCUUGACUGCAAUUGCUAGACGUACCUGCUAAGUAAUUCACACGUCCUGUAUCUGUGAACACUGACUCAACCGCGGAAGGUUGUACAAUAGUGUAACCAUACACCUUUCUUGGGUUUCCCGGCGCGCCGCCGAAGUA
Molecule: messenger RNA, 711 nt
Organism: Schizophyllum commune H4-8
Lineage: Eukaryota; Fungi; Basidiomycota; Agaricomycetes; Agaricales; Schizophyllaceae
Exons: 4
Coding region: 173-541 (122 amino acids)
Source: RefSeq, a predicted model, not a curated record